Hemicordylus capensis (graceful crag lizard) is the source of this 1738-nucleotide messenger RNA. RefSeq names its product haloacid dehalogenase like hydrolase domain containing 2 (gene HDHD2). Gene Ontology annotation, biological process: dephosphorylation. The transcript is spliced from 7 exons. The record is from RefSeq and is a predicted model, not a curated record. NCBI's taxonomy places the organism in Eukaryota, Metazoa, Chordata, Lepidosauria, Squamata, Cordylidae. Bases 463 to 1242 code for a protein of 259 amino acids. Gene Ontology annotation, molecular function: phosphatase activity.
ACCUGGUGAUGGGGAACACUAUUAAGGCUCUAGAGCAGUAAUUCUCUCCGCCCCCUGUGCAGUGUGAAAUUCAUUCUAUUAUAAUAAUUAUGUUAAAAUAGUUAAAAGCUUCUGCGAACCCAAAGUACAUCUUUGCUGGGGAGGGUGCCUGUUGGGUCUCUGCACGAGUCGCUGAUUCCGCCUUCCUUCCUUUCUUGCAAACAGAAUAUAUAAUGAUGUUGGAGAGGAAUUGGUUUUUAUGAACCCGAGUCACUGCAACACACUUCUGUUAACCGGGAAGCACAGCCAGAGCAGUGGCAUGUUGGGAAACACUGAGGAGGAGGAGGGGUGGUCCCUCUGAAAGACACCCACAAAAAGUGCCUUUUAAUUCUGUUCAGAAGGAAAGAGAAUCUUGGGCAUUGGCAGACUGGGAGAUGGUGCUCUGCAGGCUUCUCUUUUACGGAAACAUGAAGAGCGUGGAGGAUGGCUGCCCGUCGUGCACUGAAAGCUGUCUUGGUGGAUCUCAGCGGUACGCUUCAUAUCGAAGAUUCAGCUGUGCCGGGAGCCCAGGAAGCUCUUAAAAGGCUCCGCAGGGCUCCAGUCACCAUCAGAUUUGUGACCAACACUACUAAGGAGUGCAAGGCAGACUUGCUGGAGAGGCUGAAGAAACUAGAGUUUGACAUUCAGGAAGAGGAGAUCUUCACAUCGCUAACAGCGGCCAGGAAUCUUGUGGAGCAGAAGCAGGUCAGGCCCCUGCUGCUGGUGGAAGACAACGCACUUCGCGAUUUCAGAGGGAUAGAUACAAAUGAGCCCAACGCUGUGGUGAUAGGACUGGCUCCAGACCACUUCAAUUAUCAAAUGAUGAACAAGGCAUUUCAGUUGAUCCUUGAUGGCGCUCCUCUCAUAGCCAUACACAAAGCAAGAUAUUACAAGAGGAAAGAUGGCUUAGCUCUUGGCCCUGGACCUUUUGUGACCGGACUGGAAUAUGCCACCGACACGAAAGCUACCGUGGUGGGGAAGCCAGAGUCAACAUUCUUCCUGGAAGCCCUGCGUGGUACUAACUCUACACCAGAGGAAGCAGUCAUGAUUGGCGAUGACUGCAGGGAUGAUGUUGGAGGUGCCCAGAAUGCUGGUAUGAUGGGUAUACUGGUAAAAACUGGGAAAUACCGGCAAGCAGAUGAAGGCAAGAUUAAUCCACCACCGUACUUGAUCUGUGAGAGUUUCCCACAUGCUGUAGACCAUAUUCUCCAGCAUCUGCUGUGAAGAAAUCCAAAAGGAUUCAAGUAUCGCCUUCCAGCGCUCAAGGUCUAACCAUCCAAUAGCAUCCAAGGUCUAACCAUCCAAUAGUGCUACUCAACCAACAGUUUUGUGUGGUACAGAUCUAGCUGGAUUGCACCACUUCAAGUAGAAGCAUGUAUGUCUGGGAGCCUCCCCUUAGCAUGAUUGUUUUCCUCUGUGAAGGGCAUGGGGGAAUUCAAACAUGCAGGUCCCCCACCCGAAGUCUGGAGUGGUAUAGUCCAGCAGGACCUUCAUGCCGGCAAUGGUGUGGCCAGGGUGGGUUCUCCUUGGUAUCUGAUCUACUUGUAUAGCAGAGGGAUUACUGUGUUCUUGAAGUCCUUCUAUGGGCAAGGAGAAAGAGACUGUAAUGGUGCACUCCCUUUUCAAAGGGAGAAAACAUUGAGGACGCUCCUGUAAUAAGGGUUUCAAAGGCCUAAUAUAUGUAUGUACGGAAACGCAAUAAAAGGCUGGAUAAAGCACA